Thunnus maccoyii (southern bluefin tuna) is the source of this 1711-nucleotide messenger RNA. It is a transcript of the gene twsg1a, whose product is annotated as twisted gastrulation BMP signaling modulator 1a. The transcript is spliced from 5 exons. Bases 754 to 1422 code for a protein of 222 amino acids. The record is from RefSeq and is a predicted model, not a curated record. Lineage: Eukaryota; Metazoa; Chordata; Actinopteri; Scombriformes; Scombridae. Gene Ontology annotation, biological process: regulation of BMP signaling pathway.
CUGGCCUUCCUGCCCCUGCAGGCUGGAAGUGGGGCUAUCUGCAAGCUUUUGAUGAAGUCUUUACGAAAACACAUGUAAACACCUGUGGAGUGAAAUGCCCCCAUCAGAUCAUCUCUGUGGCGGCAGAGUUGCUACAAAUGAGCUCAGGGACGCGUCUCAGCGGGAAGUCUGCUCAGCUUCACAGCUUCCGAAUCACCCUUUUCUCACCUAAUGAGGCCGCUGAUAAGACCGGAGACAAAGGACUCUUUAAUGGAGUGGGGGGUGGCUUGGAAAGAAAAGACUUGCUUGUGUAAAACAAGCUAAACAGAGUCCACCUGGUCAGGCUGCUACUGACCAAAAUUUGGGCUAAAGAGAGACUAGAUUUUACGCACAAGGCUUUUACGCACAGAUCUCCGGCGGGGCGCGGUUGUAAAUUGUGUCUCUUUGUGGUAUUUAUGGUGCGGGGAUGCGGAUCAUUCAUGUCCGUUACCCUGAAGACGCUCAGCCGGUGUGUGUGUGACCUGAGGCCCGGUGUUUUCCUCCACAGACGUUGGAUAGAAAAUGGAGUGUGUGCCUUUAAGGCGCCCGACUGCCUGUCGCUUUGUGCUGCGGAGAGACUGACGCCCUCUGGACACAGUGGACACUUGAGCGGCGGCAGAACACCAUCCUGGAGAAGUUCAAAGAGAAAACAGCCAUAGUCGCCCCUAAAAAGAAAAGUAGUGAACUUGCAAACAGCGUUGUGGUGUUCCCGUGCUGUGCUGGUGAGCCGUCAGGAUGAGGCCCGGUCAGCUGAUCCUCCUCCUCUCCGCAGCUCUCCUCUUCCUCCUGUCAGGACUGUCUCUGACCUCCGGCUGCAACAAAGCUCUCUGCGCGAGCGACGUCAGCAAGUGUCUCAUACAGGAGCUGUGCCAGUGUCGUCCAUCAGAUGGGAACUGUUCCUGCUGUAAAGAGUGCAUGCUGUGUCUGGGGAAUCUUUGGGAAGAGUGCUGCGACUGCGUGGGAAUGUGUAACCCCAAGAACUACAGCGACUCUCCAGCCACGUCGAAGAGCACUGUGGAGGAGCUGCACCGUCCGAUCCCGUCGCUGUUCCGCGCCCUCACGGAAGGCGAUGCGCCCAUCAACAUGAUGGUGGUGUCCUUCCCCGUCGCCGAGGAGCUCUCUCAUCACGAGAACCUGGUGUCCUUCUUAGAGUCACUCGACACACAGCCCCAGAACGUGUCUGUGCCCGGAAACAGCAUCCACGCCAGCUACGACACUCAAGAAAACAUGUGCACAGUGGUCUACUUUGACGACUGCGUGUCUAUUCGUCAGUGUAAACUAUACUGUGAGUCAAUGGGAGGAUCCAAGUACCGCUGGUUUCACAAUGCCUGCUGCCAGUGCAUCGGACCUGAGUGCGUGGACUACGGCAGCAAAGCCGUGAAGUGCAUGAACUGUCUCUUCUGAAGUGCGGGCACAUAUUGGUACCAAAUGUCUGGGCCAUACCAGAGGACUGAGGGCAGAGGAAACUAUGACUGUGAUGUGUUAGCAUUCCUCAGUUACCUUGUAAAAUACCCCCCUCCAACCCCUUCCUACCCUUGCAAAUUGUUUUUAUUCUGCUGUUAUGUUUCACUGUAUAUUUUUAGAUAUGUUUUCAAUAGUGUUUUUUACUAGAGGUGUAUAUGAAUAAUGUAUUUUUACAAUUAUGGUCUGCUAAAUCCCAGUCUCAUGCCAAAUAAACGUUUGGUGACAUGGA